Messenger RNA from Cherax quadricarinatus, 1356 nucleotides. The record is from RefSeq and is a predicted model, not a curated record. NCBI's taxonomy places the organism in Eukaryota, Metazoa, Arthropoda, Malacostraca, Decapoda, Parastacidae.
AUGGAACAACUGGCACGUGCAGGUGUUCUCUGGUCAAUGUGGAUCAUUCCUGAUUUUGGUCUCACUGUGAUGAGUGUAGAAAGCCUCUCUGAUCCUCCUUCCUCCAUCACUGCCAAACUGGACGGUGUGAAGACGUACAUGCGCAUGCGGAGAGUGCCGGCGCACCUACAAGCCAAGGUCAUCAAGUGGUUUGAUUACCUGUGGCUCACCCAGAAGUGUUCCGACGAGGAGAAGGCCGUCAGCUGCUUACCAGACAAACUGAAGGCGGAGAUGGCCAUCCAUGUUCACUUGGACACCCUCAAGCGCGUGGAGAUCUUCCAGAACACAGAGGCGGGUUUCCUUUGUGAACUGGUGCUGCACCUCCGCCCAGUACUCUUCUCUCCCGGUGACUACAUCUGUAGAAAAGGGGAGGUAGGCAAGGAGAUGUACAUCGUCAACAGAGGUAAACUUCACGUAGUUGCGGACAACGGCAAGACGAUGUUAGCCACACUUAAGGCCGGCUCCUACUUCGGCGAGAUCUCCAUCCUCAACAUGGGCACUGCAGGCAACAGACGGACGGCGUCGGUGCGAUCUGUGGGUUACAGCGACCUCUUCGUGCUCUCCAAGAAGGACAUGUGGGACGUGCUGAAGGAGUACCCCGCAGCCAGGGUCAGACUAGAGGCCAUCGCCGCCAAGAGAUUAGAAAAGUACAAAAAAGCGCCGCUGGAGAAAGCCGCCAUGGGUAGAAGUAGUUCCACCCCUGGUCUGGUCGAGUCCACAGGCAGAGUCCCCUUAGAAGAGAUGUGGUUACCGCCAGUCCCUCCAGUGAAGCUACCCCCUCCUUGUCACACACCUGGCUACAGUCCUGCCACCAGUCCCAGGACAAGAGCUCAUCGUUCACAGACCCUCGAGUCGGAGAGGUACACGGUCGAGUCAGUCUUGAGCGACUCCUCUUCCAGACACUCCACUGACGACGACAAGACUGUACACACCCUCCAGCACCCGUUCUCCCAAGGACCUCCUCCACAUUCCACAGGUACUAUCUUCCAUGCACCCUCCAGUAUCCGUUCUUCCAGGGGCCUCCCCUCACUCCACAGGAACCGCCUCCCACAUAUCCUAGGUGGACCUUCCUCCACAUUCUACAGUCUCAGUCUCCCCACAAUCCACUCGCACUUCUCCCCUAUAUACUCCUCAGGUACUGUGUCUCAUCUUUCAUCCACGCGUUUUCCCAAGGGCUUUUUACAUUUUAGAACCCCUAUGGGUUUAGUGAUCCUCCAUUAAUGUAAAAAUAAUUUUUACAUUCUAUAGGCACUGCCUGUGACACACUCAGAGCCAGUCUCAGGUACAUUUCACGGGUGGUGUCUCCCACACACUCCA